Messenger RNA from Mesorhabditis belari, 2361 nucleotides. The record is from the annotation of a GenBank genome assembly. NCBI's taxonomy places the organism in Eukaryota, Metazoa, Nematoda, Chromadorea, Rhabditida, Rhabditidae.
AUGAAUAGCGAGUUUUCUGAAAUCGAUUCAAUCACUGGUUCUGAAGCACGUCUCACCUGGAACAUCACGAAAUUUGCCAACACACCCAAAAUGUCCUCGUAUCUGUUGGCUCUAGUGGUGCAUGCAUGGGAAGGGCCGGACACAAUUACCACAAACAACGUUGAGAUUCGAGUUUACGCGCAUCCCUCCAAAAAAGGCCAAACUGCAUAUGCAAAAGAAAUCGCUUCAAAAGCUCUUAGCAGUUUCGAACAAUUUUUUGGUGUCAAAUAUCCGUUGCCCAAACUUGAUUUGUUUGCAGUUGCGCGCUAUGAGGAAGGAGCAAUGGAAAAUUGGGGAUUGAUGAUCUUUAAAGAGCGGUGGCUUUUGGUCGACCCGAAACACGAAUCUGUGAGUGAAAAAAUACAAAUAAGGAACACAAUCAAUCAUGAGAUUGGACAUCAGUGGUUCGGUAAUUUGGUUACGAUGAACUGGUGGAAUGAGAUCUGGUUGAACGAAGGAUUUGCCGAUUUUGCUGAAUUCCUAGGACGUUUGUCUCACAUGUCAUUUGAUGACGCAGUCAUUGAAUAUUUGCUAAAUGAGCGGAAUAAAAUCAUGUAUGGUGAAGGUGCAUACGCACAAAAACGGAUGGUCGAAGAUUUCAAGCAAAAAUAUCCAGAUGGUCGCUACAAUAGAUACCCAAGAACGCCGAUUGAGAUUCGCUAUAUGUUUGAUAUGCAUGCUUACGCAAAAGGAGGCCUUGGAAUCUUCUCAAUAUUCAAAGCUUUGGGUCCUCAUCGCUUUUUUACUAACAUCAAGGCUUACCUCGACAAGCACAAAUAUUCGACAUCGCAUAGUAUGGAUGUGCUUGGAGAGGAUUUGUUCAAAGACCAAUUGUGGAUAAAUGCUCAAAAGAUUCUCGAAGAUCACUUGACUAAUAUCGGUUUGCCAUUGUUGAUUGUGAGUCAUCCCAAUGAAAGGCAAUAUAGGAUCACACAGAAACGUUUCGUUUACCCACAGGAUCAACCUCUCGCACUGCCCCAGAAGUACUGGAAUCUUGAACUUUACUUCAAAAACGAGGACACCAAAAAGCUCGAGACGAGGCAAUUCCCCGAUCUAAAACCGGACAAAAAAGAAAAAGGGCUAAUUGAGAGAAAUCUGAUCUCAGCGUUCCCACCAAUUAUCAAUAUGGAUGGCCGAGCCUAUACGCGCGUUUGUUAUGGAAAGAAUUGGCCGCUUGUUUUUCAAGCAUUUCGUUUCGCGAGAUUUCCUUUGCUUACUCGGAUUCUCAUUUACGACGAUUUGUUCUCUAUGGCUGCUGCUGGACGAGUCAAUUAUGGGAUUGCUCUCGAGUUCGCAUAUUCACGUCUUAAAAAGGAUGUUGAAAGCGAUCAACGUGCUUUCCAACAUUUGGCCAACAUGGUGAAAGAGGUUUUGGACAGAGUCCUAAACUCCAAAGACCGAGCAAACGUAGACGUUAUUUACAAAGCGCUGGAUGAAUUGUUCAAAAUUACAAAGGGAGAAGUGGUGAGAGACAAGAAAAGCUAUGCAAAGAAAAGUAACACCUAUGAGAUCCAAUUGAUGGAGAUUGCCGAGAUGAAAGCAUCUGAGACUGAAUAUCGAUUAGCACAUACAAGGGAAAAGUUGCUCAACUUCAUGGAUCAGCUUCAACCAAACUCAUCGAAACUUGAAGAUGCAAAGCAACUCUACAUUGAACGGGCAUUCAACCCUUGCAAAGCCGAUCAACAGUUGAGCGAGUGCGUACUGGAUAUCCCUUUUGGUGCUCGAGAGAAAUUCUACACUGAUGCCAUUUUGAGUGAAUCGGAUGACAAUGAAAUGAUUGCAGAACAUUUGUCCAGAAAAUUGGAGAUUGAAACCGAUAUCAAUGAAGCGGAGAAGAUUGCUUGUGCACUAGCGAGUUCGAAGAAGUGGAAAUAUCAGGAAAUGAUUUUGAACGAUUUGAUCCAAUCAUUAUCGAGGCCAACUCGUGUGAGCCUUCAAUCGGUCGAGAAGGUGAUGAAAUGUUUGAAGAAAAAUGGAGAAAAGAAAUCUCAUCGGGUCGAUUAUCUCCUUAACAAUACACAACACAUUUAUCGAAGUCUGAAAGGGUCGCAGAAUGCGAUGAUCGCUGUGUACAAGGGACUUGUUGCUGGUGUUCAAAGCGAAGAUGACAUACAAAAAGUGAAAGAAAAGCUCGAGUCCAGUGAACUUGAUGAACACCCAGAGAUUAGAAAACUGCAAUUUUGGGGUGAAGCCGUUGAAGAGUAUAACAUCAAAACUUAUUGGCAUGCACAUAUGAAGGAAGACGUAUUGGAAUUCUACCGGAAACGCUUCUCCGCCCCGCUUCCUCCUGUGAGAAAUGAUCCCGCACAUGUGGAUGGAGAA